Messenger RNA from Auanema sp. JU1783, 1905 nucleotides. Lineage: Eukaryota; Metazoa; Nematoda; Chromadorea; Rhabditida; Rhabditidae. The record is from the annotation of a GenBank genome assembly.
AUGGGCAGGGAAGAUGUUACGGAAAUCUGCGAGAAAUAUUUAUCACGUAGAGAAGAUCGCGAUAAGGUCAAAGAAGCCGUAGAACGAUGUGUGAAGAAAGGAUACGAUUAUGAAAAGAUGAGGGAUCGGGUGUUAGAUAUCGUCUCUGAUUCUCACAAAGCUCACAAAGUGAUUAGCGCUGUUAGCAACACUUAUGCGCAGUUCCGGAAGAGAAAUAGAUUCGAAGAAUCUAAGGAUGAUAAUAGACCUGCCAAACGUAGAGACGAUCGUGAUCGUGACCGUGACAGGGGCGAUCGUGAUCGUGAUCGUAGAAGAGUUAGAUAUAAUGAGCAGGAUGAACGAAGGGCACAAGGAUUUAGAGUUCUCUCCCAUGACGGUCACAAUAGAAGAUCGGAUAAUGACGACAGAAACCGCAGCGAAGUUGUUUCUGAAGAUACACUGAGAACGAAGGAGUUGAUGUAUAAAGCACAGCAAGAAAUUGAAGAAAGGAAAAGAAAAAUGACAGGAGGACCACAAGGAGCUCUUCCUCCUGCUAAUUCCACGAAGAGUGUACCUUUACGCCCGGAGGAAGCUAGAAUCUUCAUGGAUUUCGCUAUUAACAAGAAGAACCGUGUGGAGGAGUUGAAGGCAAAAUUAUCAGCUAAUAAAACUAUUAACUCAAUCGUGAACAGCCAACAGAAUGCUCCUGUCAUGGCACCCCUACCGGAAGUCACAGAUGACAUUAUCAAGAAAGAGGAACAUUUCCCUAAGGAAGAAAAAGACAAAUUUAUGGCUUUCCUCGAUCCUAGAAUUCAUGCUCGUGCGGCCGAUCGUAAGAAGAGAGGGUUCAACUUCCAUGAAAAAGGAGAGUUUGAGAAGUUGGCCAAUAAGCAACGUGCUGCAGCCAAAUUAGAGAGGCUUCAGGCAGAAGUAUCUCAAGUUGCGAAGAGUACUGGAAUUUCAUCAGCCGUCAAAUUGGCUAUGGUUACUCCUGCUGGUAAAAGCGGAGAUUCUAUCCCUACAGUAGAAUGGUGGGAUUCUAUUGUUUUGGAAGAGGACAACUAUGAGAACAUUCCUGAUCUUACCAAUGCAUUCCGUUUCAAAGAUCCCAUCAGCGAGUUAGUUGAACAUCCUAUCAAGCUUAAGCCACCAAAUGAUCCUCUGGUUCCUCAAUAUCUUAAGGUCUAUCUCACUACCCGGGAACGAAAGAAGAUCCGUCGUCAGAACAGAAAAGAAAUGUUGAAAGAACGAACAGAAAAAAUUAGAUUAGGUUUAGAAAAAGCACCCGAAGCUAAGGUGAAAAUAUCAAAUCUUAUGCGGGUACUUGGUAGUGAAGCUGUUCAAGAUCCAACAAAGAUGGAAGCCCACGUCCGUAAACAGAUGGAUGAACGGUUAAAGAAACAUCAGCAGGCCAAUGCGGAACGAAAGCUGACCGACGAGCAGAGGGCUGCGAAAAAAACAAAGAAGAUAUCCGAGGAUACUUCAAUUUCUGUUAACGUGUGUGUAUAUAGAAUCAAAUCGUUGUUACAUCCAGCCAAGAAGUUCAAAGUUGAAAUGAAUGCCAAGCAACUUCAAAUGACUGGUCUUGUUUUAUUGCAUAAACAGAUUAAUUUAGUUGUUGUCGAAGGAGGUCCCAAGCAGCAGAAAUUCUACAAAAAUCUCAUGCUGAGCCGAAUUAAAUGGGAAGAUGAAAUCAUUGGUCAGAAAAAAGAUGCCGAGAAGGAUGCCCCGGGAGAGCGUAAUAAUUGCACAUUGAUCUGGGAAGGACAAGUUAAGAAACGAAAUUUCCGUGAUUUCACCGUUGUUACUGCCACUAUUGAAAAGAAUGCUCGUGAUCUCUUUGAAAAGCAUGGAGUUGCUCAGUAUUGGGAUAUGGCUUACAGUACAUCAGUACUGUUGGAAGAUCAAUCUACUAUCCUCAUUUGA